This is a messenger RNA of Larimichthys crocea (large yellow croaker), 4256 nucleotides long. It is a transcript of the gene nkrf, whose product is annotated as NFKB repressing factor. NCBI's taxonomy places the organism in Eukaryota, Metazoa, Chordata, Actinopteri, Sciaenidae. The transcript is spliced from 3 exons. Gene Ontology annotation, molecular function: nucleic acid binding. Gene Ontology annotation, cellular component: nucleolus; nucleoplasm. Bases 443 to 2830 code for a protein of 795 amino acids. The record is from RefSeq and is a predicted model, not a curated record.
CAAGCGCACACGCACCGGGAGCGGCCGCACAGCAUUGUGGUCCGGUGCGGUGUCAGCCAGGCGCCAUGAUUCCCCCUGUAGCUGGAGCAGAAAAUGGAUGCUUCCUGCUAGCUGUGUGAAGGGGUAUGUUGGAGCUCCGGGGAGCGGUUUGGCGCUGUGUUUUCAACUAGCCACUCUCGGAAAGGAAACAAAGCUACGUGUCCGUGUUUCUCUGAGUCUCACAGACAGAUUUAUAAAUAUAUAAAUAUUUAUUAGCGCAGCUAGCCGACUAGCCGACGCUAGCUGAGCUAACAGAGGCUAGCACAGUGACAACAGCCGGCUGCUCGUUUUAAAAGCACACGCACCGUGUCUCACUCAGCUGAAGGACAGAGACAGAGACACACAUCGGACCAAAGGCUACACCUUAAGGUAUGGCCUGGAUUUGAUUUGGACCGUGCUGGUGAUGGCAGAAGGGACUUGCACUGGCGAAAUGCCCUCCUUUGACCCAAGUCCUAGUUCUGAAGCAAAAAAGAGAGCUACUUCUUCUGAUGGCAGAGACGAGCCCAUGAGGAAAAUGCCUGUGUCAAAAUUUGGUUCCAGACCUCGAUUCGAGCCUGUGCACUUUGUCAGCGGUGGAAGCAGCGGAGGAAGUGGCGCUGAUGAGAAGGAGAACGAUAAGGAGCGCAGGAGGAGUGACUCGUACGGUACGAGACAGUGGGACUCUGAGCACUCUUCCUACAGCAGCACCAGCAGAGCGCAGGGCUCCUCCUCCCUGAGGCCUGCUUUUGACAGAGUGCCGUCAUACAGUUCUGACUCUUGGGGUUCCCAUAGAGACAGAGACCGAGAGAGAGACAGAGAGAUUUUUUCGGGUAGCACAAGUGGGUUGGGUUAUGGAGGACGUGGGUCCACUUCAAACUUCAUGGCAAAAACACAGCAGGACUACAUGACCAAGUAUGAAGCCUCCACCUCUCGAAAUUCAGAUUCCUAUUCUCAGCCCCACAGAUACAACGGAUAUGGGGGAGGGAGUAGAUCAGGAGGCUGGGAUUCAGGACGUCAGGGUUUAGGGUACAGCCAUCAGGACCGGCUAUCCUCGAGCAGGCCGUUCUGCAGAGUGUACAACAGCCCGGGCAGGAGCAGUCCCACCACUUCUCAGUCGGGCUCUUCAUCGCAACCUCUUCCUGUAUCUCAGUCAACGUUAGAUGAGAAGCAAAGGCUGAUUGCCAACGUAGAGUCCGCCUUGGCUGUUGCUUUUAGGGACCCUAUGUACAUGACUGGAAGCGAGUCGCCAAACUAUAAUUUCAUGUUGAGCCGCAGCAUUCAGUCCUGCAAGACUAAUCCUGAGUAUAUUUAUGUCAACCUAAAGGAUAUUCCUCAGGCUGACCUACCGAAGAAUAGGAAAGUACCGACAGAUGGUUACGCCUGUGAACUGAGAUGUCAGGGUGUGUAUCUUGCUACUGGAUACUCUGGGAGUAAAAAUGGAGCGAGGGACCGGGCAUCUGAGCAGGCAGUAAAACUCUUCCUGAAACCAGUCGAGGUUCGUGUGGUGCAGCGCAAAUACAGACACUCCAUAGUCAAUGACAUAGUUGUGUGUCAGAUGCACGGCCCGACUCCUGCCUUUUUACCUGCACUUCGCAACCCAGAGGACAAACCCACACCCAGUUCUAAGGGCCAAUACGAGCCGGACAAGCGGAAGCACUGGACAGAGUUUGUGGUCAUGGACAAUGCUCACGACGCCAUCUGCAUACUGAACAAUUCUGCGGCUUUUAAUCGCAUGAAGAUAGACUACAAGUUCGACCAGCUCCCCCAGCUUCCCAACGGCAGCGCAUGGCUGUGCAGCGUCUUCGUGCAGGAUGAGCUGGUGGCACAAGCGACAGGAACUAAAAAGAGCUCAAAGCACGCAGCCGCCGAAGAGGCAGUGAGGAAACUUCGCAUGAACCAGGCACAACGACAACAACAACAACAGCAGCAGCAGCAAGAACAGCAGCAGCAUCAACAGCAACAUCAGCAACAGUCACAGUACUCUAGAGGAAAUAAUCAGUCCGACUGUGGUGGACGCUUUGGGCAACAGGUCGGCAAAAAGAAGCAUCUGAGCGAGUUGGUCAUCCUGGAGAACUCUGACAACGCAAUCUGUAUUAUUAAUGACACCGCUCAGUUUAAUAAAGUGACUGCUGAUUACAAGUUCACGGUUCUGCCUGAUCAUCGCUGGAGGUGUGAAGUUUACUUGGAAGGACAGUAUGUGGCAGCAGGGAUUGGGCCCAAGAAAAUAGUAAAGCACAUUGCAGCAGAGGAGGCCUUAGCCACCUUGAGACAGACGCAGGCUGUGGUCAAAUCCAACCUGAGAAAAGAGGGUCACAGCGACGCCAUAUCCCGAUCCCAAAUCCUGGCUCGCUCCGGCGAGGAGGCCACCAGGCAGGAGAUUAAAGAAGACAACAUCGGAAACCAGCUGCUCCGCAAGAUGGGCUGGAAAGGAGGUGGUCUGGGCCGAGAUGGGGAAGGCAUCGCAGAGCCGAUCAGAGUGAAGGAGCAGUUUUCCAGAGAGGGGUUGGGUAUGGACACGGACAAAACUGGCAACCAGCUCAGAAAACGUGACAUUGAGGACAUCAUUCGUAACUACGCCAGUUCAGACCGUCAGGACGAUCUUCGCUUCUCCACUGACCUCACCAAUGACGAACGCAAGCAGAUCCACCAGAUAUCUCAGAAAUACGGCCUACGGAGCAAGUCGUACGGACAGGGACGGCAACGGUUCCUUGUUGUCAGUCGCAAAGUACACAAAGACCAGCUCAUUGGUCAGCUUUUACAGGAAGGACAGGUGGGACGAUAUGAGCUUGUGAAACCUCAGGCCUCUCACUAAUUUGCAUGCAGAGCAACAACAACAAAAAAAGACAAAUCAUUGUUUGGACUUCAGAACUAAUCACACUCAAGUGUAACUGCUGUUUAUACUUGCGUGACAGACUUAAAACACACAUUAAUAAAUGAGAAUCCUUCACCUGUGGUUUCUGCAUUCCUUUGCCAUGUACUUUAGCUUUAGCAGGGUUUUAGGAUAAUGUCUUUUGUCUCCUGCCAUUCCACAUCUUUGUUUCACUUUUGCACAACUUUGUGUUCACCGCUUUGUGUUGUCAUGUCCUAAUGAUGCUCCAGUUACUUUGUGAAAAAAUGGCUUUAAGAGGUUUUUGUCACCAAGAUUCACUUUUUUAUUUUAAUUUUAUUUUCUGGCUAUUUAAGGAACCUGGCAGAAUAUGCAGCUUUUCACUGCUCGUUUGUGAACAUUGUAGACAGUUGACCGACAAAGGAUUGGAGAGGCAUUAACAUCGAACUGUAGCUAGGUGUACCUGUCUCACUGUAGUGACACGUCUCUAUUCAGCAAUACCUGCAAUGUCGUUUGCUCGUUCAACACCCAGAGAUCAUUCUACAAGUACAAGCUGCAUCUGUGAUCAGAAAAUCAAAGCUGUGAUCUUUGUUAAAUGUCAGAUGUGUUGGUUUGUGAGUACAGUUAACUUGUCUGCUUGUUUUCACAGCUGUAAUAACUGAAUAAAUUAAAACUGAUGACCAUCAACAGGCUGAACUUCAUUAAGAUGGAUAUAUUUUUUUUUUGUAUUGCAAGUCUCAACGCGACAAUGCGAGCUUUUGUAUAUUUAUUUUAUUUACAAGAAAAUGUACAGUUUGUUACAUGGGUUACCAGUGCAAAGUUUUAUAAUAUGAAAACAGACACCAUCCUGUUUUAAACAGUAUAAUCAGCGGAUUAUGACAGCUGAUUUGUAAGAUUGUAAAAUAGCAUAGAAAUGUUCUCACACAGCCUUUGAAUGCCAGCAUUAUGAAACUCUGUGGAUGAAACAAAGUGAAGUGCCCAAAGAGGCGACUAAAUAUCUUGUUUCUGUGUUGAAUAUCUAUUCACCAAUAUCUAACAUUUUUAAAAUCAGAAGGCUUGACAAGUAUAUCUGAGAAUAAUGAACCCCAAAAGCAUCCGUUGAGUUCACAACUUAUUAGAGGGAUGGAUGUCCAUGCCAGGUUAAUUUUUCUACCCCCCUGUGAAAGGCUUUCCAAGGGCAAAAAGAAACAGAACUCAAAGGAGACAGAGGCCACUUAAACAAAAGGAGAAACACCCAUGAACAGUUUUGUCGUCUUUUUUUUUUUUUGUAGAUAUGAACUGUCUAUCUACGCAGCAAACCACACAGCAAGCACAUCUAGUUAACUGUCACUGUAUGAUCCGACCGGUUUACUUCAUAAAUAAACAAGUAGAAAAGUGACAACUGAGAGACUGGCUAUUGCCUGUUUUUUUU